Messenger RNA from Hyla sarda, 2126 nucleotides. It is a transcript of the gene DKC1, whose product is annotated as dyskerin pseudouridine synthase 1. Gene Ontology annotation, biological process: box H/ACA sno(s)RNA 3'-end processing; mRNA pseudouridine synthesis; snRNA pseudouridine synthesis. Gene Ontology annotation, molecular function: RNA binding; pseudouridine synthase activity. Lineage: Eukaryota; Metazoa; Chordata; Amphibia; Anura; Hylidae. The record is from RefSeq and is a predicted model, not a curated record. Bases 323 to 1885 code for a protein of 520 amino acids. Gene Ontology annotation, cellular component: box H/ACA snoRNP complex. The transcript is spliced from 17 exons.
UACAUAUACUGGGACUUGAGUAGUAGCGCCACCUGCCGAUAAGGAGGCUUACCACCACCCAAUAAUAAUAUUCUUAUUCUCUCAUGCUGUGCACCCUUCCUGAGCCCAGGACACUGUACACACUGACAAGCGUUCUGUAACCGAGCGCCACUAGAGGAACAAGCCCCGGCCAGCAUGGCAGCCACGCUACCGAAGCGGAGGACGCUGAAGGAUAGACAGGCGGAAGAGGCGGGGCCAGGGUGAGUCCUCCCACGUGCUAUAUCCGGCUGCCCCGCCAGCUCUUCUCUCUCAUUCACCGCGUGGAGAGGAGCAGAGCGCGGUCAUGGCGGAUGACGAUGGAUCAAAGAAGAAAUCCAAGAAACGCAAGAGUCAGACGCUGGGGGAGAUCGCGGAUAUACAGCAUGAAGGAAGCUUUCUGAUACAGCCAGAAUCCAAAGUUACCCAGUUAGAUACAUCUCAAUGGCCCUUGUUGCUUAAGAACUUUGAUAAGCUGAAUGUUCGGACAACACACUACACUCCUAUACCGUCUGGUUCCAACCCUUUGAAAAGAGAACUCUCAGAAUAUAUAAAAACAGGCUUUAUUAACCUGGAUAAACCUGCCAACCCCUCCUCCCAUGAAGUAGUCGCGUGGAUCCGUCGUAUUUUAAGGGUGGAGAAAACUGGCCACAGUGGAACAUUAGAUCCCAAAGUCACAGGUUGUCUAAUUGUAUGCAUCGACCGAGCCACACGACUUGUGAAGUCACAGCAGAGUGCAGGGAAAGAAUAUGUUGGUAUUGUACGACUACAUAAUGCAAUAGAGGGUGAGCAGCAGCUGGCAAGGGCUCUGGAAACCCUCACAGGCGCACUGUUUCAGAGGCCACCAUUAAUCGCUGCUGUGAAGAGGCAACUGCGUGUUAGAACAAUCUAUGAGAGCAAACUUGUAGAAUAUGACCAGGAACGUAGACUGGGUAUAUUUUGGGUGAGUUGUGAAGCCGGUACAUAUAUCCGGACACUAUGCGUCCACAUUGGUUUGCUGCUUGGAGUAGGUGGCCAGAUGCAGGAGCUUCGCAGAGUUCGGUCGGGUGUGAUGGGAGAGAAGGACAAUCUUGUCACAAUGCAUGAUGUCUUGGAUGCCCAAUGGCAGUACGAUAACAAUAAAGAUGAAAGCUAUCUCCGUAGGGUUGUCUAUCCACUAGAGAAGCUUCUGGUCUCUUAUAAAAGGCUGGUUAUGAAGGACAGUGCAGUUAAUGCUAUAUGUUAUGGGGCAAAGAUCAUGCUUCCUGGUCUUCUGAGAUAUGAAGAUGGCAUUGAGAUAAACCAGGAUAUUGUGGUCAUCACAACCAAGGGAGAAGCUAUCUGCAUUGCUACUGCCCUUAUGACAACAGCUGUGAUAUCGACGUGUGACCAUGGCGUUGUGGCAAAGAUAAAACGUGUUAUCAUGGAGAGGGACACCUAUCCCCGCAAGUGGGGCCUUGGUCCCAAGGCCAGUCAGAAGAAGAUGAUGAUUCAGAAAGGGCUGCUAGACAAGCAUGGGAAACCCAAUGAGAAUACCCCAGCUAACUGGACUGAAGGAUAUGUUGAUUACAAGGCAGCACAGAAGAAAGUGACUGCUCCAGAGGUGGAGACACCAGCUAAGAGAAAGCAUGUGAGUGAGUCAGAUAGUGACACUGCUACACCAGUCUCCACCAAAAAGAAAAAGAAGAAACCAGAGAGUGACCAAGAAACCGCAGAUGCAGAACCUUCUACGCAUAAACAAGAGAGCGGUAGUGACAAUGAAAGUGCCUUAAAACCAAAGAAAAAGAAGAAAAAGAAACAUGAGGAAGAGGAGGGUGCGACAGAAGAUUCUCCAAAGGUAACAAAAAGCAUGAAGAAGAAGAAAAAGAAACGCAAAGAGGAUUUGGAAUAAAAACAUAACAAUCUUCAGUGGUUGAGUGUGAAUAAGCACUCGGGCGAAGACUACUGAAAUAAUGAAUGUCCUGUUUUAAGGAUUGUAUAGAUUUUUUUUUUUUUUGGUUAUUUUUGACAUCCCUUUGUACAUUGAUACUAAUGCUAAAUUUCAUUACCAUUUUAGGAUAGUUCAAACUUAUGGACUAUCUCAUAAAUUUUUUAUUUCUUUUUCCUUUCCCCAAUAAACCCUCUUUCUUACA